Messenger RNA from Nezara viridula (southern green stink bug), 3751 nucleotides. The record is from the annotation of a GenBank genome assembly. NCBI's taxonomy places the organism in Eukaryota, Metazoa, Arthropoda, Insecta, Hemiptera, Pentatomidae.
AAGAAAGGUGCAGCCGAUAAAAACUGUUCGGAUUACGAACGCUAGUAUCGAUAAUGAGACCAAACGAUGAAAGUAUAUACAGACCUUGGAGUAGCGAAGAUCAGGACGCGGGGGACGAUGAAGAAGAGGAUGACAGGGAGGAUGCAAGAAGUUUGCUCAGGAAGAAGAGAUUCAACAUGGAGCUCCUCUGUGCCAUCACUGAUCCUGACCAUACGAGGAAUGAAAUAAUAGAAGAAGUUAAAAGAUGUUUGAAAAACGGAGCGUCAUGCGAGGCAAGGUGCCAAGAAGAUCUGGUUACAGCAUGCCACGUAGCAGCGACCUAUGGCGAAGACGACAUCCUCACGGUGCUUCUGGAUGCCGGAGCUUCACCUUCGACUAGGGACAGGUAUGGUCGACAGCCUCACCACAUGGCGGCCGCAAAGGGUCACCUAUCCACUAUCGUCCUUCUUGUCAGCAAGGAUAUGAGUCUCAUUAACUCUCAAGUCAUACCUCAAGAAGCAGACAUCGAAGACAAGCAUUUAGAUUCCAAUAUUCACAACCACCAGGAAAUUUCGUCAGAGUUACCAUGGAUAACCGAAGGGAGCACCGCACUUCAUGUGGCAUCUAGAUGCGGCUUUGUAGACGUUGUUGACUUCCUUCUUGAAAACAAAGCUAUUAUCGGAAUCAAGGACAGCCAACAUCAAACAGCACUGGACGUUGCAGGAUUGGAUGCUGACAGGAGUGUACCAGGCACCAUUGUGUGUGCCGCAGUUCCUGCCGACGACAUCCCUAGGUUAGGAAGUGUUCGAUCUUCAGGGUCCAGAGAGUCGAGACCUUCGAUAAGAUUUCUUGGCAAAAAGAAAAAGAAAGAAAAAACUCAAUUCAUGGAAUUAUGCAGUUCAUUCUUCAAAACAGGUAUCCAACUGUCUAUGCCUGAGCUCAGCGACAAGAAGGUGACGUUGCUCCAUACAGCCGUCAAGAAGCAGGACAUCACUGCGAUACAGGAAUUGAUUAACCAAGGUUUCAAAAUUAACACUCAAGACGAUAAGGGACUCACUCCAGUCCAUUUGGCGGUAGAACUUCAUCUGACAGAAUCGCUUAAAAUCCUUUUGGAAAGCGAUGCCUCCGCCGUGAACUACAGGGAUGGUAAAGGCAGAACUCCUCUGCACGUUGCUGUCGAGUACGAAUGGAUGAAAGGUGUCCAGUUACUAUUGGAACUAAAAACGGACUUGAAAAUUGUAUCGAAAAAUGGUGAAACUGUCCUCCAUGUGGCAGCACGGAAGGGAAAUCCUCAACUCUUGAAAAUAUUGCUCGACAGAUUUACAACUAAGGUGAUUAAUAGAAGAGAUGAUGAGGGAUAUACACCAUUGCUCCGAGCAGUUGAAAAAGGGAAUCUUAGCUGUGUAGAACUCCUUCUUAAAAAUGUCGAUGAUCCUAAUUUCAAGAAACAUGUAAAAACUUCAAAAGAUACCAGUCCUUCAUCAACACUCCUACACGUCGCAGUAAAAUCCAACGCCUCAGAAGUGUUAGAAAAACUGAUUUCGGUAUUAAAUCCAACAAAUAGUUACUUAAACUUUCGGAAUGAUGAGGGCUAUAGUGCACUUCACCUGGCAGCACAAAAAGGAAGCAUUAAAUGCGCUGAAAUAUUGCUCUCGACACCUGGUAUUGCAAUAGACCUCUUCUCCGAUAAAGAAGAACAGAACGCUUUGCACUUCGCUGCAGCUUCUGGUAACUUAGAAAUAAUAAAAAUGCUAUUGAAAGAGUGUUCCCAUCACGAAAUGAACCUUCUGCACACCACCGACCACAAAGGUCGGGAGCCGUUGAUACUAGCGGUGAAUGGGGGCUAUCGGGAGUGUGUCAUAUAUCUCCUGUCGAAGGGUGCCAACCUGGCCGCGAGAGACGGUGGCCUCACGGCUCUGGAUCUCAUCUUCUACAAGCUGCAUCAUCCCGUCCAGAUAUUGGACAAUCUUAUGAACAGCUUCAUGGUAAAGGAAUCGGCCACGGACAGCCUCAAAGAAGACAGCACAGACCUGGAAGUCAUCUUGGACUUCACCAUUCUCCUUGCCGAUGUCCGGAACAACUCUCGUCAGUUUGGAGUCAUCGACGCUAUUAACAACUGCGCUUACGGGCAGCUACAGCAAGAAAUGUUUCUUCACCCUCUAGUCUCGAGCUUCCUAGUCCUCAAGUGGAGACAGUUAAAAUAUUUUUUCAAAAUCUUAUUGUUCAUUCACCUUAUCCACAUACUGUCAGUGACUGGAAUGGCUACGAUGACUUAUGCGUAUCAUAAUCCGAUUGUGGCUUGGAUCUGCAGGGCAAUCGUGCUCAUCACACUUAUACCUAUUAUAUUUUGGGAACUGUUAAACGCAAGUAGAUUCGAAAGGUUUUACGUGCUAGACGGAGAAACGUGGGUGAAGUGGGCAGUGAUAUUCACGACAGGGCUUAUGGCCAUUCUGCCCGGUCUCAGCUGGGCUCGCUACCUCACCUCGAUAGCGGUGCUACUGGCUUGGAUAGAGCUCCUCUUCCUCUAUGCCAAGACAUUCACUUUGGGACUCAUCGUUCAGAUGUUCUUCGAAGUAGCAAAAAAUGUAGUAGAGGUCAUGACAACAUUCAUAGUACUAAUUUUGGGUUUCACCUUUGCGUUCCUGGUCCUAUUCAAUGAGCAUUAUCCUUUCACGGACCUCUGGACUUCUUUAUGCAAGGUGCUCAUCAUGAUGGUAGAGCUGGAUUACAAUGGCGCCUUUACAGAAGAGGACAAUCAAGCUUCAGUUUUCAACGUCGUAGGUCGGAUAAUGUACAUCAGCUUCGUGAUCCUUGUCGUAUUGGUAAUGAUAAAUCUGAUUCAGAGCAUGUCUGUAAGCGAUGUGGCGAAGCUAGAAGCACAGGGCAGGUCCAAGCGGUUGGCAAAGAAAGCUUCAUUCCUUAGUCUUCUUGAGAGUUUUUGUUAUAACGAGAAAUUGCUCAACUGGCUUCCCGAAUUCGCUCAGGAGAAAAUAGAGAACAAGAGAUCUGUACCAAAGAAGAUAUACGUAAAACCAAACCAGCCUACAAGUGAAGAUAACCCUUUGUCAGAAAAAUUACGAUCCAUAAUACGAGAUACUGUGUUCAAUAGAAACGUUCAUAAAGAAGCAGAAAAUCAAGAUAGCAAAGUCGACCACCUUAUUUCAGAUGUUGAAAAAAUGUACGAUAUGAUAAGGGAAAUAAAAGAAAGUUUAAUACAGCUACAAAACCAAUCCGACAAAAUGUAGUUUCGAGGAUCCCGCGGAGUGUUUAGUCCACAGGUGUGUAAUGUAUAACUUAAACUAUUAAAGCUAAAGUUGACCCAAGCAGAAGAGUAUUAUAAAUGAAGUAUGAAGAAGCUAAUAAACGAAGAAUUCUCAAACAUAUAUGUUUCAUAUAUUUCAAUGUUUUAGUAAUUUAUUAAUUAUAUUGUAUUAUUAUAUCGUAUCAUUUUUGCAAGAAAAGAUAUCCACAAUUUCUAUGACUUUAAUUAGGAAGUAGGAAGUGCAAAUUUCAUUUUUUUUUUAUUCUACAAUUUUUAAUUUGGACGAAAAAAGUUAACGAGGAGAGUUUACAUACGUAAAGAAUUAACGUGGGAGGACAUUUUGUACAUGUAAUUUACAAAAUUACAUUACGAAAUUAAAAACAUUCAUAUAACGUAUAAAUAUAUUAAAAGAAAAAGAUUGAAAAUUUACCAAAAUUGUGCCGAGUUAGAGAGCAAAGUGGGUUCAAAUGUUUUUGUUUUUUUUAGAGAGAAACAGACUUGAGAUUCGUU